Messenger RNA from Paramuricea clavata, 1750 nucleotides. NCBI's taxonomy places the organism in Eukaryota, Metazoa, Cnidaria, Anthozoa, Malacalcyonacea, Plexauridae. The record is from the annotation of a GenBank genome assembly.
AUGGCGAAAAGCAUUCGUUCAAAAGCCAAAAGGAAAUUACGGGCAGUAAAACGAGAAAAGAUUGCGGCAAAAGAAAGAUUAAAGUUGUUAGCAAUACAAGAAGAAGAAGAGGGAAUAAAAAUGAUUCAAGACGUGGUGGAAAGCGGCGAUAAGGGCGAGAAAAUUCCGGCUUCAUCAGGUACAUAUUUUUCUAGAAUAAUUUAUUAAUAUAGUUAAUAGGUUAAUUAAAAUUGUUACUUUUUAAUAGUCAAUAUUCAAUAAUUUCGUGUUCAUAGUAGCUUUUAUCUGGCAUAAUCUUAAAAUUUGUGCUUUUGAAAUCAUCUACACGGACUCAAAACGGUUGGUGCCAAAAUAUAGCAACAAUAACAAGAAGCGCCACCGAGGGGGGCACUACGUCCGGGGGCCCUUGAGAAUAUGUUGCCCAGGGUCCCACACAACCUCUCGGCAGUCCUGGUAACAAAACAGCUGCUGAUUGGAAGAGAUACAACUACCUGAACAUAUAAGCAGAACUUUGACAUUUCAAGCUCACUCAAAAAAUAGAGUUCUGCUUUAUAUAAUAGACAGAUUUAGAUCGCAGACGUCAAAGAUGACAUGAAAAUGGCGUGUUGUGCCCAUGUAUGGAUAUGCCAUGCCAUUUUGACGCCAUUUUCAUGUCGUCUUUGACAUCUGUGUCCUCGUUCUAAAUCUGUCUAUUUUCCGGGUAGGUCUCCCUCAAUCCAUGGCUGUUCAGUAUGAACCAUACAGAGAUCUGAUUCAACCAAAAGUCUGUAACCAGUUGCCAUGUAGCUGUGAUGCAGUCACCAUGUUCCUAGCCAGGGCACUAACGAGAGCAGGCACGGAUUUUCUGGGGGUGCGCACCCCCCAGAAAUGAUUUGCACCACCACCCCCCCCAGAGGCAUUUGGCACCGCCCCCAAAAGUUUUUGCACCCCCGCAAAUUAUAUAUAUUUUGAUUUGAUAGUUUCAUAUUUGAUUAUUCUUACUACUGAAUUUGUAAAAUUACCAAUAUCAUGGUCUCAGAUCUCACCAUGCAGGCCUAGAAAACAAAUUUCGUUAAACUUUUUCCUUGGCGGCAGGAGGCGUUGCCGCGCGCCCGAUAGCCAAAACAACGGCAACACCCCCCCAGAUAUUUAUCCACCACCACCCACCCCCCGAACGAAAAUAUGAAAAUCCAUCUCUGAACGAGAGGCAUUUAUCCCAAUUUUGAAGUCAAAAAGCCUUCCAUUUUGAAUAUUUGCAAGGGGGUGAUGGCCUCUCUUAGCUAAAUGCACUGGUUAGGGAGUGGGGACAUGGCCACCAGGGACAUCAAAAGCACUGAUAACAAGUUGAACCUCUGUUAAGAAAGCUUCAGAUUGAUAGGGAUGCAAACUUCAACGUUUUGAGUGAAGGCCCUUUGUCAGGAUUUUCGAGGGGUUGUUAGUAGCAGGGGCAUUACAUGAGCUUUUAUACUACUAGUGAAUAUAAAAGCCUGUUAGGGCUAUAGCCUAUACUCUAUGACAAGAUAGCUGAUACCAUAAUGGGUGAAUUUGCGUUAGAUGCUACUUUUGACAAACACAUAUUGACAUAAUUGUGUAAGCUCUCUGCUAUGACGUAUAUUUACCAGGAGAUGUAGACGAGACUAUGGAUGCAGUGUCUGAAAAUCAAUCUGUGAUAAAAGCGAAGAAAAAGAAACCAAAGAAGACAUCCAAAUCAGGGUCGGGAAAGAAUGUCAAGCGGCUGAAGAAAAAGAGGAAAAAUAAAUACAAGUGGUAG